GUAGGUUGUAGGGUGUCGUCUAGUACUCGUCCUUUCUUCACUGAGAAAGGAUCUCUACAGUUUUACGCACAAAGCUAUACUCUGAAGUUCGACACGACUUGUCAUAGCGCUUUUUCCUUUUUGAGGAUGACAUAGUUUGUCUUUCGCGGGACGUUCAUUGCCUAAGAGACCCCUCUAUUCACAGUGCACUGCAAGGCGGCAAUUCGGCCUGGUUGUACAGCCUUGGCAAUACCAGGACAUGCUUCUCGGUUAAUACUACAAAAUGUAUUUAACUCUACGGGACUAGGGCACAACCGUUGGCCAGGCGGGAAUGACGCCAGUUACGUUUUGGAGACUUAGGCUUGACUGCUAAAGCCUUACGGCACUGGCUUCAACGGUCAAGUGGUCUGCUUCAAGGGGUCAUGGUUUCAUCCGCAUUGAAGGAUGAAGCUAGACACGGGCACAACUUGCACAAUUUAUGUGCACCUCAGAAAACGUGCUCUUCGUUUGUCCGGUUGAUCUCAUUGCUGUUUGGAAUUCUUCUUGUAAGGCUUUGUGCAACACACAGCGUAACUGUAACGCCGGGUGACCUCUUGGAGGCCUUGGCGCGUGCCCAUGCUCGGGCGGAAGCCGAGGCCCAGCCGUAUGAAAGCAAAAUGGUCGUCAAGGUCAUUUCUUCUACGUCACCAGCACAUAUCGGAGGAGUUGCUUUUACGGGCACCAGGUCGUUAACCUUGCACCGGAGCGCGCAUCUUAUCGGCGUUACCAGCCCUUCUAAUCCAGACAUAAACUGGCAGGGGCGCCAGGGCCGCAUUCAAACGGCUGACAGUCGCAGCGUCUUACAGCGUCACGUGGUUCUACCUGCCGGCGUGCGGUUGGACAUUGAGGGCCUUACUGUCGUUAGCUUGCACAUCGGGCAGGGGCGCGAACCGGACGGCAACCUCGCGAGUCUGGUAGCUGGCUGGCUACUAGAUAAACGCAGUCAAGGCACGCUCACGUUGGCAGAUGUCGUCCUGGAGUUUGCCUCUUGCGAGGCAAACGGAUUUUCUAGCCUUGUACAAGCACCAGCUUUGUCUGUAACGGGGAAAGAAAGCCACCAAGGUGGUGCUGCUAAGUUUACCACCAGCAUGCUCCACGCGGGAAAGCCCGCUGCUGGCGCUGAUCCCUCCGUCCUCAGCAGCAGUAGCAGCGACGGGAGCAGCGCAUUCGCACAGCCCGGAAUCACCCGAGCAGAUUUGCUGCCAGAUCCUGCGAGACCACAAACAUUCCCGGCCAGCCAGGGCGGCCUCUCUCACCUUCGAGGCACUCCCAGUUCUGGGGGCCAGCAUCUCCAUCUGUCAAGCGCCCGCUCAAAUCCGGAACCUGAGCAUCUGUCAACCAGCAAUCUUAAGCAUGCUUCCGACGUCCUUGAGACCACCCUCGGCCCCGGGCGGCCAUCACCGUUAUCGCUGGGUACGACUGCAACCUCGUCGUACCUAAUUGAGGACUUGCAGUUGCAGCUGCCGUCGGACGGCGGGCAUGGCUUCGCAACAGUGCUACUGCAUAACACCCAAGUGCGCUGCAACAUGCCAACCCAUGUACACAUGACGUCAGACGACAGCGCCAGCGACAGUGGCAGCAGCGACAGCGGCAGCAGCGACAGCGGCAGCAGCGACAGCGGCGGUGGCACCGACGCCACCAAAGGCUCUGCUAGCGCAGCAGCAGCGACGGCAGCCUCCAGCGACUCUGUUCCAUCGUCGUACCGACGUCGGCGCCUGCUUGCGGCAGUGUCCGGGCAGUGGCCACGUGGCCGAAACACGGCAGGCGGCAGCGGAGGUGCCGGAGCCGCUGCUGCGGCUGCUGCCGGGCUGCUGCAAGGGGAGGUGCUGGCGGCAGAGGCCGCUGGGACAUCUGGUGCUGGCGCUUCCGGUCGCGGACGGGGCAGUCUUGCAGGCGGCUUUUGGGGGCAGCAGUUCGUUGCCGUGGCGCUGAUGUUGGUGGUUGUGGGCGGUGUGUGGCUGAGGCGGCUGCUGAGCUGCGCCUGCAUGGCGCCACCCAAGGCAGCGGCCCCGAGCAGCCCAGAUGCGCACCAGCGCGCAGAGCAGCAGGCCGGCAGCCGCCCCAUGGGCAAGACGUCCACGACUGUGUUCGCUCGGAGCAGUCAGAACCACACGCUGUCAGCGCUCUCCCGCUUCAGCGCGCAGCUGCGCAAGGGUGAGGAUGGUAGCUUCAGUCGCACGGGGGCUCUGCGAGGUGCUGGUGGUGCUGGUGCUGGUGGAGCCGACGGCAACAACGCCGCGGACGGCAGCUUUGCUGGUGGUGGCGGCGGUGGUGGCGCGCACCCGCUCUCUGCCGCCGCCGCUGUGCUGCCUCCGCAGCUGCUGAAGGACCUGUCGGAGCUCAAGUCCGGCGGACAACAAGGCCGCUUGGCCACCUCCCUGCAUGGUUUGUGGCAGCAGCAGCAGCGGGUGGUGGUCAAGGUGAUGAGCCAUGGCGAAGAGUGCUGCUUCAUGCUGGAGCAGGUGGGGGAGGUGUGGACGCGGCUGACGCACCCCAACAUUGUCGCGUGCUUUGCGGCGGAGACGCUGCCGGCGACGUCCCUGGCGGCGGUGCCGGCUGACGUGGCCCAGUUGCUGCCCAAGCCAGUCGACCCGGUGGACCCCUCCCCCUCCUCCUCCUCCCUGCUGCUCACAUGGCUCGUUCUGGAGCGCUGCGAGAACGGCUCCCUUGCCUCCCUGCUGGCCCUGCGACACCAGCAGCAGCUGCAGGCACGCAAGGCCGCUGCUGCUGCUGACUCUGGAGCCGGCGGUGACGGCAAGCAUGUAGCAUCCCACCUGGCUCGUCGCCUGGGUCGCUUCAGUCGCGGCCGCCGCCGGAGUUCCCAGCCCUCGGAGACCCAUGGGUCAGUGGGGGAGGCGGCGCCUGGAAUGGUGCAUCCACAUGGUCCGCCGCCGGCGCCAACUGCCUUUCCUGCGGCCAUCACCAGCCGUCCCUCAGCGGAGGAAUCGGAGCUACCGCCGCCUCCGCUGGCGUUGCCGGCGGCUGGGGUGCCGGUGAUGUCCUCUCAGGGGCAGGGUCAGCUGAGUGCAUCGCUGCUUAAGCCGCCGCAGCAGCAGCAGCAGCAGCAUGCGGCGGGAGACCGUGGGGGAUCUCCGGGAAGCAGCGGCAGUGAGGAGGGUGGAGAGAGCGCGUUGCCGGGGUUGCUGCCAGUGGUCGAGGUUCUUUCCAUCGCGCAUGACGUUGCAUCUGGCCUAGCCUACCUGCAUUCCCUGGACCUAUGCCACGGCGACGUGCGCGCAGAAAACGUCCUGCUGCAGACGCUCGUGCUGCCCAGCGGCGCUCGCAGCGCCUCCGCCCUUGGCGACUAUCAACACCAACACUCCGGAGACGGCCGAAUGGCCAUCACCAGCGCUGCGGAUGAGGCACGUAACGCCGGCAGUGGCAACGCCGGUGACGGCGCCGUAAUGGGUAUCAACGGCGGCUCCAUCGCGGCUGCGGCAGGCGUCUCAACAGUGAAAAUGGUUGGCAUGCAGUACUAUGAGGGCGGUAUGGUGCCGCUGGAUGCGGCAGCUGUCGGCCGCAACCGCCGGGAUGACGAGGCGUUGGCGCUAGCCUACGGCCGCGCAAGCGUUAGCGACAUGACGGAUAUGAGCGGCGUGUACGGCGGCAGCGGCGGUGUUGGUGUUGGUCCGCGUCAGACGGUGUCCAACAACUCCUCCUACGCAUGUACGCUUCAGGGCAGCAGCACAGUCCCGGAGAGCAGCGUGGGGCAUCCCUGGAGCAGCAGCCUGCGGAACCUCAACGGCUUCAUGCCCAGUACGUACGCGUCAACCGCCAUGGGCAUUGCGCCUCCGCAUGGGGUCGGCGUCAGCGCCAUGCGCGGCAGCGGCGCCCCGGUGUCCAGCGGCUUUGACACGGUUAGCAUGGACGAGCGAAUGAUGCCGGCGGGCAGCCUAAACCUGAAUGGGGGGAUGCCUGGCAGCAGUGGCUACGACUCACAGCUGGGUUUCGGAGCCAGCGGUUUCGGCCGUCGCGGCGUCGGCAACGCCACGUCGGCGUACGGCGGCAAUGGCGGCGGCAGCCGCUCUCAGCUGAGCAUCGGCGCGUCCUCCGGCAAUGGCUGCUCCUCAGCACAUCGGGGCAUGCAAGGUGCUGCUGCCGCCGAGGUCCCCGGUGGCGCCGCUUCCGCCGGCAUGCAAACAGACGGCAACCCCCGAAACCCCUCCUCCUCCUCUGGGGCUCCGCCGCUCUCGCCGUCGUCAGCUGCUGUUGCAGCGCUGGCACGGGGCUUCGGCGGCGGCUCUUACCAGCCGCUCGCGGCAGCAUGCAGCCUGCCGGUUGGCGCUCUGAGCAACGGGCCGUACUCCUCCCGGCGCCAGAGCACCAGCUCCCUGUCUCCCUUCACCACAAGCGCUCAGCUGCUGAACGGAUGCAACGAAGCGCCACCCUGCAAGGCGCCCUCCAACCUCGCCGCAUGGCCCGAGUCGCCGCUGGAAGGACGGCACGUCGCGAGCAGCAGCACUGUCAUGUUCGGUAGCGGCGGCGGUGGCGGUGGUGGUGCGGCUGGCACGGAAAGCCCGACGGAUGUGGGUGGCGGCGGAGGUCGCAGUGUUACAGGCUAUACCCGGGCGCUAUCGUCUGGCCUGCCCUCGUUCCGUCGGUUCCCGGCUGUAGGCGGCCUAAGGAGUGCGCUGGCAGGGCCAGAGCCGCUGCCGGCUGCGGCCGCGGUCGCAACAACAGUGCCCCGUCCGUCGCCGUUGCCGCAGCCACCGCCGCCUUCUUCUUCGGACAGCCCAAGGAGUGCUGUCGUCAUUGCUGCCGCCGUUGCUGCCAACUCGGUACGACGAGCGAGCGACGCCCCGGCACCCGACACGCCCACUGCGCCUCGUAGGCCUCCGCCGCUAAGCCUCGAGCCGCUCACCGGAGAGGUUAUCUGCGCCUCUGGGCCGCUGACCUCGGCCGCAACAGCGGCAGCGGAUGCCGUCAUCGCAUCCCCUCAGUGCAUCACCGUUCAGAUCUCCCCCGCAAACAGCGGCAUGCUGCCCUCACCUCGCGAGUCUAUAACAACAACCACUGCAGCAGCAGCUGCAGCUGGUGCUGCUACUGCUGCUACCAGCGCUGCCACCGUUGUGCAUGACUCCGCUCUUCCUUCCACGGACCCCGGGGCCCUUUCCGGCGCCCCGUCCACACCCACCACCCCUGCAACCCUGUCCCCCGUCCCCGGCAACAGCAGCAGCGGCGGCGGCAUCGGCGCUGGCAGCCGCAGUCGCCCCUCCUCCCUCAGCACCGCAGCGGGCUGCAUUCCCACCCACCAGGGCCGCCGCUGUUCCGCGCCGCCCGUGGUUUCCCUGCCCGUCAUACGCCGGGUCGCCAAGCUGUCGGACCCGUGGCUCAGCCUCGCCCGCAUGCCCGCGGACUGUGCCGGCGGGCCCUGGCUGCCGGAGGCUGCUGCUGCGGUUGGUGCUACCUCGGGUGCUGACGUGUCUCAUCUGCCGCCGGAGCUGCUGCUGUCGGGGCGGCUGCACCCCUCCUCCGAUGUGUACUCUCUGGCGAUCCUAUUAUGGCGCAUGCUGUCGUCCACCGGGGAAGCCCCGUACGGCAAGCUGCAGCCCGCCGAGGUGUCGUACAAGGUAGUGGCGUGCGGCAUGCGGCCUGCCUUCUCACCCGCCGUUCCCGAGCCCCUGCGGCGACUGGUGGAGGAUUGCUGGCAGAGCGACCCGGCAGCGCGACCCACGGUUCCGCAGGUACUGCAACGGCUGACUGAGCUUCAGGCGCAAGCGCCGCUGCUACAGCGUCAAUGGCGCGAGCGCCAUGCAUUGUUUGGUGCCGUAUCCACCGUCCCUAUCAGCGCAGUUGCUGUGUUGCCUUUGCAUGGGGAGCAGAAUGACGUGGCGGCGCGAUGGGCCGAGGCGGCAGGCAUUCGGUUGCUUCGUACGAGCGCGAGCUUUGGCGGCGGCGGGGGUGCUGUCGGCGGCGGCGGCGGAGGGUCCUCUGCCUCUGCCACCACUUCGUUCCGCGGUGGGGAGGGGUCGGGGCAUACCUCCUUUGUACGAGCAAGCAGCCUGCAUGGGACAUCUGGCACGUAUGCCGGGGGCCUGUCGUACCAGUCAGGAGGCUUCAGCGGGGCAGCGGCUUGUGUGAAUAACGGCAAUGGCAGCGGCUCUGCGGCGCAUCUCUAUCAGCAGCCGCAUCCGCCCACGCCGCCGCCCUUGAGUGGCUUCGCGGGGCUUCAUGCGCACGCGUCUCAAUUCAGCGAGCUAAGCAACCACUCUCGUGCCGCGUCGGAUAGCCAGCAUCAACAACCGCAAUCUCAACCGCCGCAGCGCAACUCCUCAACUUCCAACCACCACCAACCGAACGGCGCGCACCGAACAUCUCAGAGCAACUACCAGUCCGUCAGUCCCUUCCAGGGCCACUUGCCACAUCAAUCCAGCCGUCGCACGUUGGCCGAGCUGGCUUGAGCACAAUAAUAGUUGAGUUGGAUGGGAGUUGUGCUGGAUGAGGGUCUGUUUGGUGGUGAACGCUGAGCGCGGCAUUAUAUGCAUAAAUGCAGCGUCAACCCAGGUCCUGUGGUUGCGGUUUAGGGGGCAUGGGCAUGAGAGGUGCGGGUUUUUAUUGAGACCGCCGUUCGAGUGAUUAGAUGAUAACGCGCCAGAGUGGAGCAGGCAUGAAUUAGUUGUUGAUAGUCGGAGAAUGGCUACCGGUAUCGGCUUACUCUCGUGGGGCAGUAUACGAGGUGGAGAGCGCGAGCCGGUGAUUGGUAAAGCGGAUAUUUAGAGCACCACGAUGACGUGAGACAGCCUCUGCACAGUAACACGGCUUUUGAACUUGUGAAACAUCGCCUUGUCAUCUUGCAAAGGUGAGCCAUCUGGAGAGAAAUCGCUAGCAAGAGCGGUUGGGAGUUGUUUGGUUGUUUGGGUGGAUUUCGGUUGUUGAUGCAAUCUACUUAAGGUAAACUCAACCCACAGUGAUGUGAUGAUCCCGCCUGUUCCUAACCUAAUAGCGGUUGUGUCCUCAAUUGCUCGUCCCAACCAAAGGUUGCCAAGACCGUCAAAGGACCGUUGCUGCUAAUCGCAGUAGAGUGCGGGGUGAGAUGGGUUCCUGCCUACCGGGUGUGCUCUUCCCUAGUGUGUUUUCCUGGGGGCUCCUUCUUUUAGUCCAGGAUGCCGCAGGGAUGGGCGCGGCAGGGGUGGUGGCUAGCGGUUGAUGUUUGUGCCGUUUCUUUGCUAUGUGGAGUGCUUGCGUAUUUCUAGAGGUGUUCCCGCAUCUCCGCCUGCUGCACCGCUGCAACCCUAAACCCGGCGUACCAAGGCAUGCUGCUGUGAAAAGGAGGUUCAGGCGGCUUCAGGACGUUUGGGGUUCGUGUUGCGUGCCGUACGGGUGCCUAUGUGGAGAUAGCUGCCGUGCUUGCGCGUGUCGAGUGAAGGUGUACAAGGUUCCCGGCCGGAAAGAAGCCUGGCUUUGAAGUUUUUGAAGUGGGUGUGACAAAUUCUGGGUCUUGGUCUUUGGCAUUGAAGCAGGUCUUAAUCUUCCGGUAUAGCGUCGCCUAAAUGGCCAAUAAACCAAAGUUACACGCAUGACAUCUAAAGUACGUUUUCCUGGGGGCAAUGCCGGGACAGGGAUUUUCAUAGAUUUUGGAGGUCUAGUAGUUAUGGGAUGUGGGGCAUGUGCUUAUGGCAUGUGCUGUUUCCAAGCGUUGAGGGUUACCAGAGUUUUCGAGUGUUCAUCUCGGUUCACACGGCGUGUUGUGCAUGGGGAAUAUGCCCGUACAAGCCGAGCUGGAUGGCGGGUUGGUGGUUCUUUCCCGAUAAUAAUAAUAAACGUGUGCAUAAUGAUAAAACACACUGCCAAACGGCAUUCGUGACCCCGCCACAUUCGUGACCCCGCCACAUAGGCGAGCCAGUCUGUCGUUUGAGGUCCUCUGAAUACCGCACGCGGCCAGUGGCGUGCUAGUCAUGAUACGGUGUGUCAGCCCGUGGUUAUGGGUUCGCAGCAAGACGUUAUGCGUGUACCUGGUUUCUUUGCUCGCUUUCUGCGCUCAGGGUUGGGCCAAGAUACGCAUAUGCGAAGAGGUUAGUGGAGCGGAACACGAAAACGUCAGGAUACUAAUAUAUCGGGGCAAUUCGUGCUUCUCAUUGAUAUGCCACGUUAUUCGAUCUAUGUGGAUUGCAGGGGCUUGCUUUGGUUUGCUUGGGGGCUGGGCUGAUUGGGGAAGAGGGGUCAAGGGCGUAAGAGGAGAGGUGGUUGCGCACAUGGUUCUUGUGGACGUGUGUAAUGCUGUGAAAGAAUUUUUCGAUUUGUUAAGCACGAUGCGGUGUCUCCUACGGUAUGAUACUUGCCGCAUUUUUGGCUGUGGCCUGUGUCCCUCAUCUAGAGCUGCAGUGGCUUUGAUGCAUCGCUGGUUUGCUGCGGACGUGUCUUGGCAGGUUGCGACUGUUAAGGCGGGUUUGGUUUGAAGGUAAAUUGGACAACAUCGCUAACGGGAGAGGAGUUUUCAUAAUUGGGAAUGAGUGGGUGCUUGUUGUGCCAUCGCUGGCUUGGGGCUUCGAAAUGCAAUGGACUGUUUGGUUGGCAGAGGAGGAACUGGCGGGCUGCUACUGCCGCUGGGAGCGUUAUUACUCACUGACGACGUAGCCUUUUGUAGGAAGAGGGGUGAACGGCUGAAGGUGCUGUAUCGGGGAUGAGGUGGGGUGGUUUGGCAGGGUAAUGGUGCGCACCGGGAUUUUCCGUAUUUGGCUGCAGGCAGGCAAAGGGCACACUAGCAGGUGGUGUAAUAAGGCGCUUUUGCGCGGUUGUGCUGUGUGCAUCUUCAAGGACGUUGACUGAGGGUACUAAGUUGAUGAGCUCAGGAUUGGCAAGCGGCCAGGAAAAUGUGGACAUGCUUUUGCGUCCGCGUGCCUUGAUAACGUUGUUGGCUAUUUCAUUUCUCUGGUGUGAGGAACGUAUAAGGUGUGAAGGUGUGGGUGCGCUCGCACGCCACGCACGCGUUUUCCAACGGCGUACUGCACGUCAAUCACUGUCGAUGUAUCCUGGCGGCUUAGUUGAUUUACAUGCACGCAUGCACGUAAAUCCGUUCACACGCCUGUAUGUAUCUACCUGUUCCCCCCGCCCCCACGUUUAUUGUGGUAAUAUAAACACACGUUGUGUAGUUCAUGUCACAUGGGCGCAGCUGAGCGUGCAACCUGUGUUUCCUCCUACUUUGCACGCACGCUCUAGCUAAAGCAGGCUACGGAUCGUUUGGUCAUCUGUGCCUCUUAUGUACGUACGGCGUUGUUACUGCCGUACAGAUCCCCCGUACCAUAAAGGAGAAUAAUAUGCUCUGGUUUAUCAUGUAGUAUUUAGCGCCUUUGCACGCUGUGAUAACUGCGUGUAUGUUCCCUGCGUGUGUUGUUGUUGUUGCCGGUGUCCUCAACAUUCAUUUCUUUUGGCUUCCAGGCAACCUCUUGCUGCCGUAUUCCGGUAUCAUACGGGUCAAGGAAACGCGCGUGCCCUGCAUAUAGCUCUUGCACCUGAAGUCUGCGGAUGGAGAGGUGCGGACGCAUAUGCCUAUUGUAGCAAUAGCAAUACGUGUAAACAUGCAACAAUAAUGCCGCCUGCAAGGUGACGCCUUUUGUUUCCGAUCCGGACUGCCACAGAGGCCCACCUUGCUACACCCCUAUUCCACAUACGCUGACACAUCGGCGUACCUUGGCCCGUCAACAAUGCUUUAAUCAUUCCUGGCAUGUGCAGCAUGCGACCCGAAAUGUAGCACCGGUGUCUUGAG
This is a messenger RNA of Astrephomene gubernaculifera, 9721 nucleotides long. The record is from the annotation of a GenBank genome assembly. NCBI's taxonomy places the organism in Eukaryota, Viridiplantae, Chlorophyta, Chlorophyceae, Chlamydomonadales, Astrephomenaceae.